Drosophila sulfurigaster albostrigata is the source of this 2614-nucleotide messenger RNA. RefSeq names its product eukaryotic translation elongation factor 2-like. The record is from RefSeq and is a predicted model, not a curated record. Gene Ontology annotation, cellular component: cytosol; ribonucleoprotein complex. NCBI's taxonomy places the organism in Eukaryota, Metazoa, Arthropoda, Insecta, Diptera, Drosophilidae. Gene Ontology annotation, molecular function: GTPase activity; translation elongation factor activity; GTP binding. Gene Ontology annotation, biological process: translational elongation.
UUCAUGAAGUGAGUAUUUGCUUCAUUGCGCGUCAAAUGUAGGCGCAAAGUAAUUUCUUGUUUGCAACUUAAAAGAAUAUUAUUAAAAUGGUAAAGUUUUCUCUUGACGAGAUUCGUGGCCUUAUGGAUCAGAGGCGUAAUAUACGCAACAUAUCGGUCAUCGCCCAUGUUGACCAUGGCAAAUCGACGCUGACUGAUUCCCUCGUUUCCAAGGCGGGCAUCAUAGCGAAUGCCAAGGCGGGCAAUAUGAGAUUCACGGAUACCCGAAAAGACGAGCAGGAUCGUUGCAUUACCAUCAAAUCAACAGCAAUCACAAUGUACUUUGAAGUUGAUAGCAAGGACUUGUGUUUCAUCACUCAACCCGAUCAGCGCGAAGAGAACACCAAAGGUUUUCUAAUCAAUCUCAUUGACUCCCCCGGUCAUGUGGAUUUCUCCUCAGAGGUGACGGCUGCUCUGCGAGUAACCGACGGAGCCAUCGUUGUUGUUGACUGCGUCUCCGGCGUAUGCGUCCAAACGGAGACGGUGCUACGACAGGCGAUUGCGGAACGCAUUAGACCCAUUUUAUUUUUGAAUAAAAUGGAUCGGGCGCUACUCGAACUGCAGCUGGAGAGCGAGGAGUUAUACCAAACAUUUCAGCGUAUUGUAGAGAAUGUAAAUCUCAUCAUUGCCACAUAUAAUGAUGAAAAUGGACCAAUGGGCGACAUCUUUGUGGAUGCCGCAAAAGGUUCCGUUGGCUUCGGUUCAGGUCUUCAUGGCUGGGCUUUUACUCUCAAGCAGUUUGCCGAAUUAUAUGCGAAUAAAUUUAAAAUUGAUGUAGCAAAGUUAAUGACGAAACUUUGGGGCGACAAUUUCUUCAACACAAAGACACGAAAAUGGAAAAGCGCUAAGGAUUUGGAGAACCAGCGCUCCUUUUGCCUGUACAUCCUGGACCCCAUUUAUAAGGUGUUCAAUGCCAUUCUGAAUUUCAAAGCGACCGAGAUUCCCAUUUUGCUGAAAAAGAUUGGUGUAAGCCUUCAAGCAGAGGAACAGGAUUUUACCGGGAAGGAGCUGUUAAAAACAGUGAUGAGGAAAUGGUUGCCAGCGGGUGAAACGCUACUCCAAAUGAUUGCCAUACAUUUGCCAUCACCAGUGACGGCGCAAAAGUAUCGCAUGGAACUGCUUUAUGAGGGUCCCCAGAGCGAUGAAGCAGCGAUUGCCAUAAAAAACUGUGAUGCCAAUGGUCCCCCAAUGAUGUCGAAAAUGGUGCCGACAACCGAUGUGGGACGAUUUUAUGCCUUUGGUCGAGUAUUUGCGGGAAAGGUGAGCACGAGUCAAAAAUGCCGAAUUAUGGGACCCAACUAUGUGCCUGGUAAGAAGGAGGAUCUGUACGAAAAGGCGAUCCAACGGACAGUGCUGAUGAUGGGUCGCUCGGUAGAGGCCAUUGGGGAUGUGCCGGCUGGCAACAUUUGCGGUCUGGUUGGCGUCGAUCAAUUCCUGAUCAAGACGGGCACAAUCACAACCUUCAAGGAGGCACACAAUAUGAAGGUCAUGAAGUUCUCAGUGUCGCCGGUUGUGCGUGUUGCCGUUGAGCCCGUAAAUCCAGCGGAGAUGCCUCGACUUGUAAUUGGUCUCAAGCGGCUCGCCAAAUCUGAUCCAAUGGUGCAGUGCAUUAUUGAGGAAUCUGGGGAGCAUAUCAUUGCAGGUGCCGGUGAAUUGCAUUUGGAAAUUUGCAUCAAGGAUUUGCAAGAAGAUCAUGCAUGCAUUGCACUGAAAACAUCUGAUCCGCUGGUCUCUUAUCGAGAAACCGUUUCGCAGGAAUCAAAUCAAUUGUGCCUGUCCAAGUCUCGCAAUAAGCACAAUCGUUUAACCAUGAAAGCCCAGCCUAUGCCCGAAGGAUUACCCGAGGAUAUUGACAGUGGUGUCGUUACAUCUCGCGACGAUAUCAAGAAACGCGGACGAUUCUUAAACGAGAAGUACAAUUAUGAUGUGACCGAGGCCCGUAAGAUCUGGUGCUUUGAAACGGGUCCCAACAUCAUCGUGGACUGCACCAAGUCUGUGCAAUACCUUCACGAGAUUAAAGAUUCGCUGAUGGCCGGGUUCCAAUGGGCCACCAAAGAAGGCGUCUUGGCCGAGGAAAAUCUUCGUGGAGUUCGCUUUGACAUACACGAUGUGACCGUUCAUGCCGAUGCAGUGCAUCGCAGUGGUAGCCAGAUCAUUCCAGCCGCAAGGCGUUGUCUCUAUGCUUCCACAAUCACCGCGAGUCCUCGCAUCUUGGAGCCCAUUUAUCUGUGUGAGAUACAAUGCCACAAUUCAGCCAUUGGAGGUAUUCAUCGCGUGAUCAGUCGACGACGUGGUCACGUCUUUGAAGAAAUUCAGGUACCCGGCACACCCAUGUUUAUGGUAAAGUCUUAUCUGCCAGUCAACGAAUCAUUUGGUUUCACAGCCGAGCUACGAACGAAUACGCGUGGACAGGCAUUUCCUCAAAGCGUAUUUGAUCACUGGCAGCUGCUACCUGGCGAUCCUUGUGAUUUCAAGAGCAAACCGUAUCAGAUUGUACAGGAGACGCGUUUGCGUAAAGCUCUCAAGCUAGGCAAUCCUGAUCUUACGCAAUAUUUGGACAAGUUGUAGUCGCAUUU